Symbiodinium pilosum is the source of this 2607-nucleotide messenger RNA. The record is from the annotation of a GenBank genome assembly. NCBI's taxonomy places the organism in Eukaryota, Dinophyceae, Suessiales, Symbiodiniaceae.
AUGGCUGUGGACCUCUCAGCAGCGGAUUCAGAGCUUCGCUUCCAGAUGGAAGAAGCAGGGGUGUUUCCGGCAACACAGAAGAAGAUCUACGAUCGCAGCGUGACUUCGCUGCGGGUCUUCGGGGGCUUGGAAGAGUCCCGUGAGGAGGUCCGUGCAGUCUUCAAGUCCGACUUCGGUCUCGACCCUGUGGGCAACAUUGAGAUUCGCAAAGAAAUUUCCAAGUUGCUUUGCGUGUGGGAGAGUGCGCGGAUGCAGCUCAAAUGCCAGGAGCAAAAUCGCCAAGAUGCCAAGCUUGGUGUCCAACAACGGCUGGUGCAGAACACCGAGUGUGCAGCAAUGCGUGCAGCAGUUGAAACAUUGCACGGGCGUUCCUUGAAGGACCGUGAAGUCCCGAGCAAAUCCCUCAUUGCUGUCAAGCUGGAGCAGGUGGAAGAUGUAGUGCCAAUUGCCGAGGACUUGCAAGAAGUGACGUCGCUGGAAGACGUCGGCGGUUGGGGCUGGCGUGGGACUUUGUGCGGUCCCGUCACUCAACAAGAACCUGGCUGCCAAAGUCAUGCGUGGACACCUUCCGGUGUGAAGACUGCUGACCGUGGCGUGCCUACUUGGUCACAGGUGCUGACCUACGAGCUUGAGCUACGCAAAGCGGCUUACCGCUUUGUUCGUGACGGGCAAAGCGGAAGCGAGGAGGAGCCUGGCAUUCCUCCACCGCCGUCUCCCCAUCCAGCAGGCCGUGGCACCAAGGGUGCUGGAAAGGACAAGCAGUUGCGGCCCUGGGAGCGGCAGUGGGGCAAGGCAGCGCGAACCCCAGAAGGCAAGUGCGUCUGCUUCAAGUACAACAAGCGUGGUGGCUGCUCCGCUGGAAAGAACUGCCGAUUUGAGCAUGUGUGUCAGCGCUGCUAUCAUCGACACCCCUUCUAUGAGUGCCGCUACAAGCGUGAUGCCAAGUCGGACAAGUCCGAGCGCCUGGCCCAGGCAAUGUCUGCCACCAAGCAUGGCAGGGACUGCGACACCGUGAAGCGAGAGUGGCGCUGGGAGCGUACUGGUGAUGAGAGCGUGUGGGAAGAGCUCAGUCGCAGUGUUGAUGCCAUUGAAGUCAGCUCUGAUGAAGAUGAGGACGGCUUCACCAAACCGCAGCUGGGUGAUGGCCAGUGGGGCCAUGGCCCCCCAUUGGCUGCCAAGCUAUUCGGAAAGAAGCAGUCUUUCCGAGACGGCUUUGGCUUUAUGCUCUCCAGGGGCCAGCGAAGAUGCGCAGCAGAUACGCCGUCGCUGGGUUUUGCCGAAAGGCUUGGCGAAGAGCUCCUCAAGAUCCUGGCUCAGCGUGUCAAUCUUUCUGACUGGGCGUCGAAGCUAGCGCAGGGCAAGGUGUCAGCUAAUCCCUUCUGCGCGGAGCUCAUAGCGGAAGGUCGUGAGCUCCUCUUCAAGGCCCUAGAGUAUGCUGGAGCGACGCUGCCAGUGCGGGAAAGGCCCGAAGGUCCGGGUGUGCGCUUGCCGCGUGUUCCAGCAGUAUUUGAAAAGAAAGACAAGUGGCGAAGAUAUGACGAGACCACGUCAGGCGAGAAAGGAGUCGAGCGAGAGAACUACAUGUCAGCGAAGGAGCGUGCGCGCGAGGUCCAGAAGCAGUUUCAAGUGGAAGCGAGUCUCGGAGCUAUGGUCGAGAUGGAAGAGGGCGAGGCCCGACAGAACUUUGGGGAGAGACUUGCAGUUGCGUCCCUAGGGGCAAUUGAGAAAAAGGACGGCGCGUGUCGUGUAGUGCAUGAUGGUACGCGCGGAAUUGCAGUGAACUCCGCCGUUCGUGUGCGAGAUCAGCUGCGGUCGCCGAGUGCUGGCGAGCUACGUACAGUGCUGCAAGAGCUACCUGGGCAAUGCUUUGGGCUGACUGGUGAUGUGGUUGGCACUUUUGGUAUUUCCAGCGCUGCCUAUCACUGGAGCCGGUUAAUGUCUGGCCUUGGUCGAGCUGCCUUCUACCUGCUUGGGAGAACAGAGAUCUACAUGCUGAUUUACGUAGAUGACCUGCUGUGGUUGGUGCGAGUCAGUCAGAAAGGCAUUGAGAAGGUGCCACGUGCAAUUGCGCUGAUCUUCAAGUUCUUGGCAGAAGCACUGAGCGGGACUGGCCGUCUCGUAGCAGCGGGAAAGCCACAUGUCUCUGAAAGAGAACUUUUCCGCGCUGAUGCCAAGGCCGAGGGCAAUGACAUUUGGAUUGCAGGCUGGGCCUUGGACUCUGACGAUACCAAGCAAUGUAGAUGGUUCGCUGAGAAGCUAGACCACAUCAAUGCACCCUGGGUGUACUUGGCGGGCGAAGCUUAUCGUCAAAUCGCCUCAUUGGAACUGCUUGCAACUCUAGCCGCCGUUAUCCUCUUUGGAGUGCCGCCUGGGGAAGUGUGUGGUUUUCUGUGUUUGGCUGCAACCGACAACCGGGGCAACAGCAAUCUAGUGGCGCGGCUACUUACCACAAAGUUUCCUUUGUGCAUCCUCCUCAUGGAGCUUGCGAUGCAACCGCAAGUACGAGGCGCUGAUCUUCGGCUUCACUGGCUACCCCGCCUGCAGAACAAAGAAGCCGACUCGCUCACAACGGCGACUACAGCAGGUUUGGCAGUAGGCUCUGCUUGA